ACCCCCCAGUGGGGCCAGAGGACGGCGGCCACUUUGGAAGUUUGGAUGCAUAUGAUCACAACCACCAUGAUUUUUAUGAUUCUUGGUGCUUCAGUUGUAAUGGCGAUCGCCUGUUUAAUGGACAUGAACGCACUACUGGACCGAUUCCACAACUACAUCCUACCGCAUCUGCGAGGGGAGGACCGAGUGUGUCACUGCAACUGUGGAAGGCAUCACGUCCACUACGUCAUUCCGUACGAUGGGGAUCAUUCGUUGGUGGACUCAUCAGAAAACUACUUUGUGAGUGACAGCGUUACCAAGCAGGAGAUGGACCUGAUGCUGGGGCUGCUGCUGGGCUUCUGCAUCAGCUGGCUGCUGCUGUGGCUGGAUGGAGUCCUGCACUGCGCCGUCAGGGCCUGGAGGGCCAGCCGAUACUACGACACUCCGUCCUGGUCGUGGCUGCCCCAGUUCUGUAACCUCCGAGACCUGCGCCGCCGAGCCCAGCUCCGACAGCUGGAGGACUCCAGCGGAAACAUGGUCCACAUCAAGCAGAAGCUGUACCACAACGGGCACCCCAGCCCCCGACACCUCUGACUCUGAGACCCCCACCACAGCAGACCCCCCCCCCACCACCACC
Messenger RNA from Sphaeramia orbicularis (orbiculate cardinalfish), 616 nucleotides. RefSeq names its product transmembrane protein 240a (gene tmem240a). The transcript is spliced from 4 exons. Lineage: Eukaryota; Metazoa; Chordata; Actinopteri; Kurtiformes; Apogonidae. Bases 46 to 573 code for a protein of 175 amino acids. The record is from RefSeq and is a predicted model, not a curated record.